UUAAUGAAUUCACACUAAUAUUCAUGGAUUCCAUUCCAUAUAUGAUUAUCAUCAAUCUUCUAAUUUCCAACUUUCCUUUUUCUUUCAUCUUCAAUUUUCUCACCUGCCAAUCAUAACUUAAAUUUACACCCCACCAUUGACCAACCCCUCCUUCACCUCCACAAGACUUCAACUUUUCACUUUACAAAAUCUCCCUCAGACAACCGUCUCAAGAUUUCCUUGAUCUCCAUCCUUUCUGGUAAUUCUUGGAGCUGCAUUCUCCUGUUAGUGUACUCCAACUAAUUGUGUAGUGGCUUUUUUCCAUUGUCAACCGGUGUGGGCGUUUUUGCGGUGUACAGCUUGUUUUUAAGCAGUUUGGACUUUGGAGGAUCGGAGAUCGUGGUCGAUGAUAUCGAGAAAGAACAUGGGAAGUGUUUCGCCGCUCCUUCUCAUUACAUUAGUUCUUGGUGUUUGCUUUGCCACAUAUAAUCUUGUAACAAUGGUAAUGCACAAUAGAUCUAUUUCAAAACCGACAAUCUAUUAUAACUCCGAUGGUGGAAUAUUUGUUGAUCCCAUCAUUGAGAUGCCUGAAAGUGUGAGGAAAUUGAAGCGUGCCAAAAUGCCUUUCCAUGUUGCCUUAACUGCCACUGAUGCUCCCUACAGCAAAUGGCAGUGUCGUAUCAUGUACUAUUGGUAUAAGAAGCAGAAGGACUUACCUGGGUCGGAGAUGGGAGGUUUCACUCGUAUUUUACACUCUGGGAAUCCUGACAAUUUGAUGAACGAGAUUCCUACCGUCAUAGUCGAUCCUCUUCCAGCAGGGCUUGAUCGGGGAUACAUCGUCUUAAAUCGACCAUGGGCUUUUGUGCAAUGGCUGGAAAAGGCUACAAUUGAAGAAGAAUACGUAUUGAUGGCAGAGCCUGACCACAUUUUUGUCACUCCCCUACCUAAUCUAGCACAUGGAGGAUACCCGGCUGCAUUCCCCUUUUUCUACAUUAAGCCGGAUCAGAACGAAAAGUUGUUAAGGAAGUUUUUCCCGGAGGAGAUGGGACCGGUGACAAAUAUAGAUCCAAUCGGCAAUUCACCCGUCAUUAUCAAGAAGGAAUUAUUGGAAAAAAUCGCUCCUACUUGGAUGAAUGUUUCUUUAAAAAUGAAGGACGAUCCCGAGACUGAUAAAACUUUUGGAUGGGUGCUAGAAAUGUAUGCUUAUGCUGUGGCAUCGGCUUUGCAUGGCGUGCAACAUAUACUUCAAAAAGACUUCAUGCUUCAGCCACCUUGGGAUCUGGAAAUAGGGAAAAAGUACAUAAUUCAUUACACCUAUGGAUGUGACUACAACAUGAAGGGUGAAUUAACAUAUGGUAAAAUCGGUGAGUGGCGAUUUGACAAGAGAUCGUUUCUACGAGGACCACCACCACGAAAUCUCCCCUUGCCUCCUCCAGGGGUCCCAGAAAGUGUGGUGACGCUUGUGAAGAUGGUGAACGAAGCAACGGCUAACAUUCCAAACUGGGACGCGGAAUAAACGUCCGAUAAUAGGUUAAGGAAGGAAAAUUGAAGUAGGAAUAUACCCUUUAGCUGAAUUGAAACAUGAAAGAAAUAUGAAGUUGUAAUAGUGUGAUAAAGCAUUCAACAAAAUUUUUUUUGAAGAGUAAAAGAGUUGAAUAUCAAUACGGUUUGUGAAAUAGAGAUGACAAAAACUCUUUGCUACAGGAAUUAAGUUUGAACUUUAAAAAUAAAA
This is a messenger RNA of Gossypium arboreum, 1711 nucleotides long. RefSeq names its product hydroxyproline O-arabinosyltransferase RDN2-like. Gene Ontology annotation, molecular function: glycosyltransferase activity. The coding region runs from base 386 to 1495 and encodes 369 amino acids. The record is from RefSeq and is a predicted model, not a curated record. Lineage: Eukaryota; Viridiplantae; Streptophyta; Magnoliopsida; Malvales; Malvaceae. The transcript has 10 exons.